Messenger RNA from Thunnus maccoyii (southern bluefin tuna), 3976 nucleotides. Its product is annotated as sialin. NCBI's taxonomy places the organism in Eukaryota, Metazoa, Chordata, Actinopteri, Scombriformes, Scombridae. The transcript is spliced from 12 exons. The record is from RefSeq and is a predicted model, not a curated record. Bases 574 to 2106 code for a protein of 510 amino acids. Gene Ontology annotation, biological process: transmembrane transport; monoatomic anion transport. Gene Ontology annotation, molecular function: transmembrane transporter activity.
AAUAUCGCUAACGGCAAAACUAGCAGAGGAGAACAGGGCGGGCCAGCCGUUGGUCACAUGCGAAAACGGUACACCCUUAGUGCAGAUCUAUAAAACAUGCGCGCUGGCUUCACUGGUUGAUCUCAAACAUAGUGCAGCCGCCCCAGAGUGUUUUUAGAUCGGCGUUUCACUCAAAAACGCCUCGCUCAUAUGACUGCUUUUGACUCUAGGAGAGAAAAACAGCAACACGCAGCGUAUAUGUUAUUUUGCCGGCAGUGACAUGACACAAUCCUACGAGUUGUGACCUAUUUUUAUACAGUCUAUGGUUGUGACAUAGUCCUCCGAGCUGUAUGCUUUAUUUGCCUUAACAUUUACUACAACGGAUAAAACUGCUUUUACUACGUAUCUUUACAAGGUUCCAGUUCAGUAAGGACUAUUACCAGUACUGAGUGUCACCAUCAUCUUCAUCAUCCCCCUUCCAGGCUCUUCAGUGAAGCCUCUCUCAACAUCAGUAACUCUUAUCUCCCUGGACGCCAUGGCUCAGUGAUAUCAUUCUAAGACACCAAAACCUCCUGGGUGAGCCGACCGCCCGCCAUGCCGCGACCAAAAGGCUAUUCCAUCAACGCAGCCCCUUCAGACGAGAGCGGAGACAGUGAACCCCUCAUCGAGAAUGAUGCAGUUCCUCCCCAGUGCUGCUCGGCUCGCCUCAAUCUGGCCGUCCUGAUGUUCUUCGGCUUCUCUGUGGUCUACGGUCUCCGUGUCAACCUCAGCGUUGCCAUGGUAGCCAUGGUGAAUACCACCGACUCCACACCAGGACAGAACCACUCCACGGUCCACGCUUGUCCGCUGCCGCCUGGGACGGAAAACAGCAGUGACCCUUUCCCUCAGCCGGACUCGGUCCCCCAGUACCCGUGGAACUCGGAGACUCAGGGCUGGCUGCUGGGAGCGUUCUUCUUUGGCUACCUGUGCACUCAGAUCCCGGGGGGUUACCUGUCCGGUCACUACGGAGGGAGUAUCUUCCUGGGAUUGGGAGUGCUGGGCACGGCUGUCCUCACCCUGCUCACCCCUCUGGCUGCACAGAUGGGGUCGUACUGGCUGUUUGCACUGCGAGUGUUGGAGGGUCUUGGGGAGGGCGUGACGUUCCCGGCCAUGAUGGCGAUGUGGGCUCGGUGGGCUCCUCCGAUGGAGCGAUCUCGCCUGAUGACCCUGUCGGGAUCCGGGGCCAACUUUGGGGCCUUUCUGGCUCUUCCGCUCACCGGCUACAUCUGCCAAACCCUGGGCUGGCCCUCUGUCUUCUACCUCUGUGGGGGCGCCGGUUGCCUCUGGGGCAUCUUUUGGUUUCUUUUUGUGGCGGAUGACCCUCGCACCCAUCGGCGAAUCAGCAAAGAGGAGAGAGAUUACAUCAUCAACUCCAUCGGACCUCAGGGUACAGGUCAUGGCUGGUCCCUGCCCUUGCUGCCCAUGCUGCUGUCGGUCCCUCUGUGGGCGAUCAUCAUCACCCAGAUGUGUUCAAACUGGUCCUACUACACGCUGCUCACCUCCCUGCCCACCUACAUGGACAACGUCCUGCACUUUGACCUCAAAUCGAACGGUUUCCUGUCCUCUCUGCCCUACCUGGGUGCCUGGUUGUUCUCCACGUUGUCAGGCGUCGUAGCCGACAGCCUCAUCGAGAAGAAAGUGUUCAGCGUCACCAACGUGCGCAAGAUCUUCACACUCACAGGUUCGUUGCCUUCUGCUGGUUUCCUCAUCGCUGUGAGCUACGCCGGCUGUAGCCACAUCCUGGCCGUCACCUUCCUCACGCUCUCCACGACCAUCGGAGGGACCAGCGCCUCCGGAGUCUUCAUCAACCAGAUAGACAUCGCUCCUCGAUAUGCAGGAUUUCUUCUGGGAAUCACCAACACAUUCGGGACCAUUCCUGGAGUUGUGGCUCCAAUCGUUACAGGAUACUUUACUGAAGAUCACACCCUGGCGGGCUGGAGGAAGGUGUUCUGGGUCGCUGCUGGGAUCAACAUCACCGGUGCGCUCGUCUACACGAUAUUUGGCAGCGGAAAGAUCCAACCGUGGGCCGUCACAGAAGAAGAGAGAACAGAGGCAGAGAAGCAGAGGAGCAGGUCCAUCUCGACAUAAACUACAAAUACAUCCAACGGCUUUAAAAUACGGAUGAACAGCUGGAUAUAAUUUACCCCCGAGUUAAACACAGACAAAGAGAUUUUAAAAGUCUGCUUUUGUAAACUGAUGUAUAAAUUAUAAGGAUAUAUGUAGUUACUUAAACACUUAAACAUGAAGAGAGUGAGAGUCUCCACACAAAAGAGAACAACAUUCAUAUCAGUGGACCAGGAUAGUUUAAACAAGUGAAUUUCUGCAGCGUCUGCAGAGUUUUUAUCAAUAAUUUUUAUAUUUUUUCUCUGGUUUUUGAACGUUUUAUACCCUAAUUUUCACAGUAUUUCCAGCAAAAAACACUUUUCUACAUCAAAAUCACAUUUCAGGUUCAUUUUUAGGGUUUUUGACAUGUAAAACUGGACAGAUUUACUAUUUUACACUGUAAGAAAUGUUACAACAGCAUGAUUCAACAUCUGCUGGACACUCACUGCCUUUAUCAAGUAGGAAAUUGUGAUUGCUUUUAUCUUUUUGUUUUGUUUACUGUUGUUACAGAAGUACAGUUUAAGAUACAACUCUUUGCAUAAAUAAUUAAUGGACUAUACAAUAUCUCAGGUUAGUUCACAUCAAUAUAUGUGAUCUUUUUCAUACGUUUUAGAGCCUUUUUCAAACUGUGAACGAGAUGGGACCGAAUAUUUUAUGAGCUAACUUGUACACUUUACAGAAAAGCAUUUCAAAGCGUUAUUAACCACAAGCCUUUUAGCUGAUUUGUUUACAGCUGUAGCUGUUUUCUGACCACUUCGACAGACCAAAACAAGCACUUUCUACAUACAAAAAAUACACCAAAAGCCUUACAUUGGAUAAGAGUGCCAACAAUUUGUGCAACAUAAGUUUUUUUUAGUGAAUGCUUUUAUCUAAUUAUCCGUUAGAAAGCUCAUAUAAGGUGUUUUCACUAUAUCUAGAAAACCAAAGCACCUUCAGCUGCCAGGAUUUUAACAGUUUUUUAGUGCCAUGAACUACAACUUAGAGGACUUUUAGUUUUUAGUUUCUAAGAAAUUUGUGGAUUUGCACUGUUUUCAAUUGUUUUUACAAGUUCACCCAUCAAGAUGCUGCCUGACGACAACGGUCGUUUUUAUGGGAUGCGGGACGUUUUAAAAAAUCCCGUCUUUAUUUGUCAACUCAUACGUACAUCUCAAAGUGCAAUGUGAUUGUAAAGAUAUGAUGUUCUGAAAUAGAUGCAAUAAUUUAUUUACCUUCUCUGUGCUUUUGAAAAUGGGUGAUGUUGUGCAAAUAUGUUAAAUAUGUUUUAUGUUAUGUUAUAUAUGUAAAAAAGAAUGUUUGUUUUACUGAGCAAAACUGAAAUCAAUGAUUUGUAAGUGGACUCACAUUUCUACAGGUUUAGUCAAUAUAUAUGUCUGUUUGUGUAUAUAUAUACUUCCUGACUGUGUUGUCAUAUAAUGAUGAUGUAAUCUUACAGUCAGCGAUAAUCAUGUACAUGGAUGAUACUCUGAACAACUAAGAGAGACAGGCAAAAAACUUUUCUGAACAACACUCUAAUACAAAAACAAUCAUGUUGAGGAAAAGUCUGUGUUUCUGCUUCCUUCAGUUGUCUGUGUAUGAUGUCUUUAUCCCAGCGUUGCCGACUCCUGUGUCAUAUCAUGACUAAAAAUGCACAGAAGUAAUCAGGAGAUCAGUGAAGCUGAGACACAAAAGAGCUACAUUUAUAUUUGUUGACUGUCUGCAGAGGUUGUAAAUAUUUCUGGGUAAACACACACAUUUGUUUCUCUGUUUUUCUUGACUCUUCUGGUUGUUGGGAUGUUCUCACAAGCUACUUGUGGUGUUUAGCACCACUGCAACUGAAUUUUCACAAUGAGCAAUAAAUGCCUCACAAAUAGACAAA